UCUUUCUCUCUAUAAUUGAGUGAAUUCAAGUUUCAAAGGAUACGGAUUACAAAUCCUAGUUCCAUUCCUUUUCGUCUCUACCUCAUUCCGGUAAGCUUCAUUCCUCAAUCACCAACCAUGGCUGAUGGACUUGUUUCUGUUUUCUUAGGGAAAUUGGUUUCCAUCAUACAACAAGACAUUCAGAAAGAGAUACGGCUGGUUACUGGUGUCAGAGAAGAUGUUGAAAAGCUUUCUAGCACACUGAGGAGUAUUCAAGCUGUGCUUAAGGAUGCAGAGGAGAAGCAAGUGAAAGAUAAUCUGGUAAAGGUUUGGCUGGAAAAUCUCAAGGAUAUAGCCUAUGACACGGACGAUGUGUUGGAUGAGUGGAGCACCAAAAUUUUCAUGUUGAAAGAGGUACGCCCCACUAAUAACUUGUUGUCUUGCUGCUUUUGGUUCAAGCAAGUAGGUUUGCACCGUGACAUCGGUCUUAAAAUAAAGAAGAUCAACAAAAGACUAGAUGAGAUUACAAGCGUAAAGGACAAGUUUAACUUCAAAAGCAGUAGAAAUGUCAAUAAUAAUAAUACAUGGGAGGAACCAAUCAAUAGACCAGAAAUUAGACAAACUAGCUCUUUGAUUGAUGUAUCCGUCACAGUAGGUCGGAAUUCAGAGAAAGAACUUAUAGUGAGCAAACUGCUUUCUGAGGAUAGUCGGCAGGACACGACCUUUUCAGUCCCCAUCAUCUCCAUAAGUGGUAUGGGAGGCCUAGGCAAAACGACUCUUGCCCAGCUAGUUUUCAAUGAUGACAAGGUAAUAGCCCAUUUUGAGAAGAAAAUCUGGGUAUGUGUAUCUGAGCCUUUUGAUAAGGUAAGGAUUGCUAAGGAAAUUGUUAAGGCAAUUGAUGAUGGAACCAUUAAUAAAAAUGACAUUCCAUGGGAUUCUUUGCAUAACUUGUUAAGCAAAUCCCUUGAGAAUAGGCACUAUCUACUUGUUCUAGAUGACAUGUGGACUGAGAAUGUAUUCGAUUGGGAACCAUUGAAGCUUUCCCUCAAUGGUGGUGCACAAGGAAGUAGAAUUCUAGUCACAACACGCAAUAGGAGGGUUGCAACAAUGUUGGGCACGGCGUACCUCCAUAAUUUAGAGCUAUUGUCUGAUGAGGAUUGUUGGUCAUUGAUGAGGGGCAUAGCAUUUGCAGAGAGGACCACAGAAGAGCGUCAAAUGUUGGAAGGAAUCGGCAUGGAAAUUGCCAAGAAGUGUAAAGGCUUGCCUCUCUCUGCAAAGUCCAUUGGAGGUCUUCUGCGAUUCAAGAGACCAACAAAACAACAUUGGCAAGAUGUGUUGGAGAGCCACAUAUGGGAAGAUGUUCAAGAAAAUAUCUUACCAGGUAUAUUGUUGAGUUAUAAUGAUUUGCCAUCACAUCUGAAACAGUGCUUUGCAUAUUGUGCCAUCUUUCGCAAAGAUGAGUCGAUAUACAAAGAUGAUUUGGUCAAGUUGUGGAUGGCACAAGGUUUUCUUGUUAAUAACAGUUCAUCAGAAAGAAUGAUGGAAAUGGUAGGUGAAGAGUAUUUUGAUAUUUUGGUUAUGAGGUCAUUUUUUCAGGUUAUUGCUUUUAGAUAUAAAAAGGUAGUUUUGUGCAAGAUCCAUGAUUUGGUGCAUGACUUUGCUCAGCUUCUCACAGAAAAGGAAUGCUAUGCAUUCGAUAUUAGCAACGAAAUCAUGCAAGACUCAAAAUAUAACAAUGCCCGCCACUUAACUUUAACACGAAAUGAUUAUGAUGAUGGUCUGAGUGAGAAGACCAUUCCUAAUUUCAUUUAUGAGGCAAAGAAACUAAAAACUCUACGACUACCUCCAGGAGCAUGUGGAUUCUCUGGCAUAUUCCAAAAGUUAACAUGUCUAAGGGCAUUAAAUUUGAAACGAACUCAUCUUGAAGAGGUACCAAGCAAGAUAGAGAUGUUGAUACAUCUAAGAUUCCUUAAUUUAUCCGGUACAAAAUUGAAAGAAUUGCCCGGAACACUGAGUAAUCUGCAUAAUUUGCAGGUUUUGAAUCUUAGGUAUUGUUCAGAACUUUGUAAGCUUCCUGAAGGAAUUGGGAAAUUGACUAAAAUGAGACAUCUUGACAUUAAGGGCACUCAUAAAUUGCAAUACUUACCACAAGGCAUUGGUAGAUUAAGUUCCCUAUGCACAUUAUCGAAAUUCAUCAUAGGUGGCGAUGGUGCCAUUGGCGAAGGGGGGUGUACAAUUAAGGAGUUACAAGAGUUGAAGUUCCUUCAAGGAGAACUGGAAAUAAGAGGGUUAGGAAGAUUGAAAAGUGAAAACGAGGCUGAUGAUGUAGACUUGAAGAAUAAAGAAAACAUCCACAGCCUAGGCUUAUGUUUUGAUGGUAGUGAUGAUGGACAAGAAGACUCGGUAGAGGAAAAGAUGGAGAAGGUAAUGGAGGGUCUCCAGCCACAUCUAGGCCUGAAGAAAUUGAAAAUAGAGGGUUACCUGGGCACCGAGUUAGCAAGUUGGAUGGUGAGAGAUGAUGGAUUACCUUAUCUCCACCAUUUGGAAUUAUGUAGAUGUAAAAAUCUAAACAAGUUACCUCCUGCAGUUGGGAAGCUACCAUUUCUUCGAUUCUUGAGCAUAAGUGGAAUGGAGGAGAUAAAAUACAUGGACCAUAGCUUUUUUGGAAUGGAUAGCGCUGAUGCUGUUCAGAGUGAGGAUGAGGCUAAGAAAUUGUUCCCUGAGUUAAGAUUUCUUGAAAUAGAGAACAUGGAAAACUUGGAAGAGUGGGAUCUGGGCACAAAAGAAAUAGAUGGUAGAGAAACCACUUCCAUCAUUUUGAUGCCACGUCUCCUUUGCUUGUCGCUUGAAAAUUGCCCCAAGUUAAAAGUGUUACCUCAUCGCAUCUUUCCUACCGUAGCACUGGAAGCAUUGACUAUAUCGGAUUGUCCUCAGCUGACUUGGACACCAUCUUCUUUAUGCUUUCUACGAAACCUUCACAGCUUGAACUUAAUCUACGAUGCAGGUGUUUUUUCAAAGUCAUUACCUUUAAAUAACAAGAUCGAGAGUUUGCUGAUACAAUUCUCACCCUUCAAAUCACCGCCCAAUGGUUUAGGAAAUUUUACGGCACUCAGAAAACUGCAUUUGAAUACAUGCGAGUUCAUUGAUUCUAUCCCUGAUGAGUUGCAACAUCUCACCACAUUAAAAAGAUUGGAGAUUUCUUAUCGUCCUCUACUAAAAGAACGUUGCAUAAAGCAAGGAGCGGACUGGAACAAGAUAUGCCACAUCCCUCAUAUUGAAAUCAAUAGAAGAAGAAUCCAAUAAGAGCUAAGAGCUUAAAGUACAAGAUGACAAGAAAAUAUGGUGGAAGAAAUAGUGAUGGUUGGUGGAGGAUUUCAAUCAGGCUUGAUCGUGAUCAUUUCAUUGACUAGCAGUGUUUAAUAAGAUUGGAAAUCCAUUUCAAGGGAAUCAAAUGACUAUAAACCCACUCAAUCAGAAUAUGACAUGUCACGGCACAGUCUAUAUAUUUCGGAGAAGUAGAAAGAGAUGCAUUGAAUAAGCAUGGUCCGAGGGACAGUUAUCAAUUUGCUUCAGCAUUAUCUGCCAUCCAUUUUUAACAGGUGUGGAUUUCAAGAUCAAAAUGCUCACAGUUGGUGGGAAGAGAUUGAAGCUAACAAUAUGGGACACAAGUAAUGGAUGAUGUUAAUCCUCACACUCAUCUGCUAAAGAUUUGUGAUUUUGGAAGUGCAAAAAUGUGCCUGGAGAACCAAAUAUAGCAUACAUUUGUUCACAAUAUUAUAGGGCUCCAGAACUGAUAUUUGGAGCUACUGAAUACACAACAGCAAUUGAUAUGUGGUCUGCUGGUUGUGUAAUGGCUGAGCUUCUCCUAGGACAGAACCCUGAACUCUUGUACAAAUCACUUGAAGCAAAGCUUGUUGUUGGCAUGCCAUUUAAGUGGGCUAGCUUUGAAAAGGCUGAUAGAUGUGAGUAUGGGGGUUUUAACCCCUCUUUUAGAGCAACUAACAAAGUCAUUUCCUAAUGCCAUGGUCCUAGUAAAUUUCAAGGAACUAUCAACUGGGACUUACAAGCUUUUGCCAGAAGGAACACGUUUGGCCAUUUCUGUCCGUGGGGAUGAACCCUAUGAGGUGUUGGACAUUCUCAAAGAUGUUGAUGUUACAAUACUUCUACAUAAUCUACCAUCUACUGAAGAUAGUGUCAGUAGAGUACAUACAGCAAGGAGGGUCAUUGAAUUCCAGUCAUUUUGGUGAUCUCAUUGGAAAAUGCAAACCUGAUCUCAACAGGACACCUUUAGAAAAUAUGGCUAAAUCAGGAUCUCUCCAUGAGAAAGAAGAGCUUAAAUAUUGCAAUGUGAACAUUGAGGGACAACCUUCAGUUGUGGACGAUCUUCUGAAAUUUAGAGAUGAAUUUGAAACAAAAGGAUCAAGGGGAAAAAGGGUUAAUUCAAAUAACAAAGAUGUAUUUGUGGAGGGAACAAGCAGGCAGGAUGAGGCUUGAUUUAAAAAACUUUCAAAAUGCCAUUGUGAAGAGAACAUUUCUUGUACAAAUCAAGAGUUUAUCAAAUUGAAAUUAAUAUGUA
Messenger RNA from Nelumbo nucifera (sacred lotus), 4555 nucleotides. Its product is annotated as disease resistance protein RGA2-like. The record is from RefSeq and is a predicted model, not a curated record. Gene Ontology annotation, molecular function: ADP binding. Lineage: Eukaryota; Viridiplantae; Streptophyta; Magnoliopsida; Proteales; Nelumbonaceae.